Colletotrichum destructivum is the source of this 729-nucleotide messenger RNA. RefSeq lists its product as uncharacterized. NCBI's taxonomy places the organism in Eukaryota, Fungi, Ascomycota, Sordariomycetes, Glomerellales, Glomerellaceae. The transcript is spliced from 4 exons. The record is from RefSeq and is a predicted model, not a curated record. Bases 280 to 705 code for a protein of 141 amino acids.
GAAAAGUUGGUUAGACGCGUGCGUGACGCUUUCAUUCCCUCAAGCAACUCCAAGCUGCCACAGGCUGUUUUGGAAAGAGGCGGAGCUCACUUCUGAAAGUCGACACACAACUUCUGAACCCAUUUCUCCAGUCACAAUGACCAGUCUUGCUAUUACCCGCGAUAUUGUUGCGUCUAGGACUCCUGACACAUCAAGUUCGCGAGAACGACACGAAACGCACCCUCAGCCCAUGGCGCGACAACCCUCUCCGUAUCCAGCAGAAGAGAAAGUUUUCUACAAAUGACCAGAUGGAGCGUAUCACGAAUGGCACCGAAGCUCAGUCCUGAGGAUCAGCAAAAACUCGAUAAGUGUGACACCGAACUCUCCAUUACCAGCAGGAGAGAAAGUGUUCUACAAAGGGCCAGAUGGAGCGCAUCACGAAUGGCACAAAAGCUCAGUCCUGAGAAUCAACAAAAACUCGAUCAGCGUGACGCCGGCCCGAAAAUGAACCGAUUCGAUGCGAGACAUGGCAGAAGUUCCGACGAUGUUGCUGGAAAGAUGUCAGGGAGAACAUGGCGUUCUGUAUCCUUCAACAGGAGGCAGCUUUUUCGGUGGUUGGAGGUUAUCCCCAUGUAUGGGCCGUUCCUCCGCGCAGCCAGCCAGGUUUUGAUAGAUGAUACAGACGUUGUAACUGAGCCGAUAAUUACAGAAUUGACGCUUCGGUGACCGAGGCGGUAUGCAUAAUUCCCC